This is a messenger RNA of Strongylocentrotus purpuratus (purple sea urchin), 1539 nucleotides long. RefSeq names its product heparan sulfate glucosamine 3-O-sulfotransferase 4. Gene Ontology annotation, molecular function: [heparan sulfate]-glucosamine 3-sulfotransferase activity. The annotation marks the transcript as partial. The record is from RefSeq and is a predicted model, not a curated record. NCBI's taxonomy places the organism in Eukaryota, Metazoa, Echinodermata, Echinoidea, Camarodonta, Strongylocentrotidae. The transcript has a single exon.
CUUCCAAAUUGCAGAGAUAAUAUGCCUGUCAGUAAACCAGGUCAGAUCACCAUUGAGAAGACUCCUGGCUAUUACAUAACAGAAGAAGCACCUGAGCGGAUACACAAGCUGGGCAAAGAUAUCAAACUCAUCGUCGUCGUACGCGACCCUGUCAUCCGUGCAAUAUCCGACUAUGCCCAAUCCAUAGCAACGGGGCGAAGAAAAGAGAAUGAAUUUGAGAGGUUGGCAGUCCCUGAUCCGCAAACGGGGGUUGUAGAUGACAAUUAUUAUGCUCUCAUGGUAGGUAGGUACGCCGACCACUUAGAACGUUGGUUCAAAUACUUUCCACGAUCACAAUUCCUUUUCAUCAAUGGUGACGAGAUGAUAAAGAACCCUGUGCCGCAGCUCAUCAAAUUGCAAGAAUUCCUCAAAAUAGAUAAGGUCAUUGAUGAGAAAUACUUCAUCUUUAAUUCCACCAAAGGGUUCUACUGCGUGAAGAAAGCAGUGGAGGACACGGACGCGAACUGUCUAGGGGACACCAAGGGGAGGGAGCACCCCCAGAUAUCGCCCUCUAUAAUAUAUAAAGUCUAUAAAUAUUUCAAGCCCCACAAUGAAAGGUUCUAUUCCAUGAUAGGGCAGAAUUUUCACUGGGGCGAUGAAACGAGAAGGUAAUACAGGCUGGAGAGUGCAGACAGACAGAGUUUAGUCAAAAUAUUAAUUAUAUCUUAACGCAAAAUAGUUUUUUUUAAAUUGUUGAAUGGCAAUGCCUCCUUCAUAUGCAUGUAUUUGCGUGUGGGAGCAGUGUGACCUAGUGGUUCAUUCAUUAAGCUUUCAAUUUAGACCUGUAGGGUUCAAAUCUCUGCCUGAUGCUUGCAUGCCCCGAGAUGAGGCAAUGUAUCUACAUUACGAUUUAUACCUUGUAAUAGGAGAACUGAAGCCAAUUAUUGAGAAUAAAUUAGCACAGAGACAUUGUUUCAAUGUAUUGUGCUAUACCAAGAUUAAUUUUAUUGAAAUUAUGAUUGUUUUGAUUUUACAUGCAUGAUAAUUGCGCAGUACAUUCCAUCUCACGUUUUUGUCUACCGGUAUGUUGAUUACAUUUGCUAAAUAUUUACAUAUUGCUAAAUGCUGUGUUACAAGUAUAAAGAUAUCAAAAAUGUAUUGCCAGUCACUUAUGUGUCGACCAAGAGUGAGUUUACAGAUAUAUACCGUAGUAUAAAUGUCGUCUACUUUUUCUUUGUUCCCUUUAUUGUUACAUUAAAUUCCUCAUCACAUUCUUUACUCGGGUAAUCUUGAGUUCUGGCAGUGGUAGAAAAGAAGACAUCAAAACUUACUUCUGGUAUUCCAAAUGUUCAAGACAAUAAAUAAAGGAUAUCUGCCUAACAAUUUUGAUGAUUGUAAGAUAAAUAAAUCAAGUAAAAAGUAUGGCCCUUCAUGGAUGUUGUCAGCUUAGAUAUAGUUCUUGAACGAUAAUAUUUAGUUGAAGAAUGGGUCUCAACUUUAAAAAGCUCUACCAAUCAAAGUUCUAUGUCAAUGCGAACUAGAGUUGCUCUCAAUAUUUUG